CGGAUGGUCCCGGAAGCGGCGCUUAGGCGCGCGCUCCUUAACACAGUGGGACUGAGGCCCGGACUCUGUGAUCUGACAGCAACCCACCUGAUUCCCCACACUCAGUGAAGUCUUGCGAGCCUUGACACUUCGCUCCAAUCCGACAGUCUCAUCCCUAAAUAGCGCCUCCACAGAUCCCUUCAGUGAAUGCGCUACUCCAGCAGUUCCUCCUCACCUGGGGAGCGCUAAACACGUCCAAACCAGCGUCCCACACACCGAUCUGCAGCUGGGUGGCUUCAGGGCGAAAUCCACCUAGUUCCUGGGUUCCCUUUGCCAGCGCCAGGCGAUGUUCAUCCUCUUUGUAAAGAGAAUCGACCGUCCCGAGACCCUUCAGGCUGCCAAGAUCUCUAUCUAGAGGAACUGGAAUCUGACUGGAACCCUGAGCCAGAGCUUUGCCAGGGGGAAACAGAAUGUCUGCAUUGUUACAGCAAACAAAGAUCAGCCUCCAGAAGACUUAGGCAGGGCACAUCUCAGUGCACGUGGGCAUGCCUGUCAGUGCCGUCUGAUCAUCACAGACUAAUGGGACACACUUGGGGUCUCAUGGACACAGGUGCCACUGUUCUCCGGGCACCCUGGCAGCGGGUACAGGGGCUGUGAACAAUGGAAUCAAACUCUCAGAGGACUAAAGUUCCAGCUUUCUUAUCUGACUUGGGGAAGGCCACAUUGAGGGGAAUCAGGAAGUGUCCCCGUUGUGGUACGUACAAUGGAACCCGUGGAUUGAGCUGUAAGAACAAGACAUGCGGAACCAUAUUUCGCUAUGGUGCCCGGAAGCAGCCUAGUAUUGAAGCUGUCAAAAUCAUCACAGGCACUGAUUUACAGGUGUACUCUGUGCGGCAAAGAGACCGGGGCCCUGACUACCGAUGCUUUGUGGAGCUAGGUGUUUCAGAGACGACAAUCCAGACAGUGGAUGGGACAAUCAUCACUCAGCUGAGCUCUGGCCGGUGUUAUGUCCCCUCAUGUUUGAAAGCUGCCACUCAAGGCAUCGUGGAAAACCAGUGUCAGCACAUCAAGCUAGCAGUAAACUGCCAGGCAGAGGCCACCCCUCUGACGCUGAAGAGUUCAGUCCUGAAUGCUAUACAGGCCUCCCCAGAAACCAAACAGACCAUCUGGCAGUUGGCCACAGAACCUACGGGUCCCCUGGUUCAGAGAGUCACCAAAAACAUCAUGGUAGUGAAAUGCAAGGCGAGCCAAAAGCACAGCUUGGGCUAUUUGCACACGUCCUUCAUGCAGAAAAUCAGCUCCAGAAGCUUGUCAGAGCGCCGCUUCUUCUGCUCCUGCCAGACUCUGAAGUCACACAAGGCCAGCGUUCCCAAGGCUGAGGCAGCCCCGCGGUGCAUUCACUUCUUUGCUUGUCUCUGUGCCUUUGCCAGUGAUGAAACGUUGGCUCAGGAAUUCUCGGACUUCCUAAAUUCUGAUGCCAGCGGUCUUAAAGAUAUAAUUGUGCCCCAGUUAGGCUGCCACUCAGAAUCGUCUGUCUCAGCUUGUGACUCUGCUGCCUCUAAGCCACGGAAGAGGAAGAAGGAUGAAGUAUCUGGUGCACAGAUGAACAGCUCACUGAUGCCGCAAGACACAGUAACCAGCAAUGCAAGGAAGAGUGCCAUGAGAAAGCCUGUGGUUGCUUCUUCACUGAAAAGGCAGGUCUGUGGUCAGCUGUUGGAUGAGGCACAAGUGACUUUGUCCUUCCAAGACUGGCUGGCCAGUGUCACAGAGCGCAUCCAUCAAACCAUGCACUAUCAGUUUGAUGGUAAACCAGAACCCCUGGUGUUCCACAUUCCUCAGUCCUUUUUUGAUGCCUUGCAACAGAGAAUAUCCGUAGGAAGUGCAAAAAAGCGGCUCCCCAACUCCACCACAGCUUUCGUUCGAAAAGAUGCCUUGCCACUGGGGACCUUUUCCAAGUACACCUGGCAUAUCACUAAUAUUCUGCAAGUUAAACAAAUUUUAGACACCCCAGAGAUGCCCCUGGAAAUCACUCGGAGCUUUAUCCAGAACCGGGAUGGUACUUACGAGCUGUUUAAAUGCCCUAAAGUAGAAGUAGAGAGCAUCGCGGAGACCUAUGGUCGGAUGGAGAAGCAACCAGUGCUGAGACCUCUGGAGCUGAAAACCUUCCUCAAAGUUGGGAACACUUCCCCCGAUCAGAAGGAGCCAACACCCUUUAUCAUUGAGUGGAUCCCAGACAUCCUCCCGCAAUCCAAGAUUGGUGAGCUUCGAAUCAAGUUUGAGUAUGGUCACCACCGGAAUGGACAUGUGGCUGACUACCAAGAUCCAAGGCCACCCCUGGACCAGUCUUUGGAGCUGGCCCCUCUGACCACUAUCACUUUCCCUUGAGGCAAAUCAAGAGUUAAUUUUGCGGAGUUUGCACAUCCCCAACCCGACCACUGUAAAUCCUGGUAGCACUUAAUACGGUCCCUGCUAAUGAACUGCCCUUAGCUAAGGUGCAGGUGCUCAGAACAUCUGUGUGGGUGGGCACUGCUGUGUACAGUCUUCGUUAUAAACUGAGCACUUAUUUCUGACCAGAGUUUUAAAAGCAGUGAAGUCCGGGUCAUGGGCCUUCUCAUGGAUUCACCUGCAGCUCAUUUUUCGGUAAUUCUCUAAAAAGUCAGCGGCACUGGACUUUAGCCAACAGUGUGGAAAAGUCAUGAUGCCCUGGGCAGAGAGAGUGCAAAGGAUCCGCCUGAGCGCGCCGAUCCUCUAUCUUGAUGGCAA
Messenger RNA from Chionomys nivalis (European snow vole), 2742 nucleotides. It is a transcript of the gene C1H2orf42, whose product is annotated as chromosome 1 C2orf42 homolog. The record is from RefSeq and is a predicted model, not a curated record. Gene Ontology annotation, cellular component: nucleus. Lineage: Eukaryota; Metazoa; Chordata; Mammalia; Rodentia; Cricetidae. The transcript is spliced from 10 exons. The coding region runs from base 640 to 2364 and encodes 574 amino acids.